AUGUACCCUGUGUAUCCUGCUCUCUCGCCUUCUCCAGUAAAAAAUUCCUCUCAGAUCCUCCUGAGACCAUCUGCAAGAGACCAACUCCGACCAGAGGAUCCCUGCCCAGGCAAUCAAAAUCAGCAGCUGCGAUAUUCUGAUCCACAUAGCCUGAGUGACAAACUGAAGCAUCGAGAGGGCAAGAAAAGGCCCCAUCCUUUGCUGAAAGGCCUCACAUUUUGCAUAAGGCUGAAGAGGAUUUCAAUGGCCUCUUCCUACUCACCCAAAAGACAAAUGGGGGGUUCUGAGGUGCAUGAGAGAAUGAUAUAA
Messenger RNA from Rangifer tarandus platyrhynchus (Svalbard reindeer), 309 nucleotides. The record is from the annotation of a GenBank genome assembly. Lineage: Eukaryota; Metazoa; Chordata; Mammalia; Artiodactyla; Cervidae.